This is a messenger RNA of Bacidia gigantensis, 1206 nucleotides long. RefSeq lists its product as uncharacterized. The transcript has 7 exons. NCBI's taxonomy places the organism in Eukaryota, Fungi, Ascomycota, Lecanoromycetes, Lecanorales, Ramalinaceae. The coding region runs from base 1 to 1206 and encodes 401 amino acids. The record is from RefSeq and is a predicted model, not a curated record.
AUGCGGCUUGGAAAAUCUUCCUGGGAGGCCACUGCUGCGGCGAAGAGGGCAAAUACCCAUGCCAAAAUCCCUCGAGACUGGCUGCUCGAGAAGUCAGCAUUAGAAAAAGCAUCAAGAGAGAGGAAUUUAACGGGGCAAUUCAUUGAAGGACACCUUUCGACUGAUGAGAUCUUGAUAACCAAUCGUCCUGCGACUUCUCUUGUGGCUUUGAUCCAGGCAGGAAAAUACAGUGCUUUGGAGGUUACUCGAGCGUUCUGCAAGAGAACAGCAAUUUCGCAGCAAAUUAACAAUUGUCUGCACGAGAUUUUCUUCGACCAAGCAUUCCGGCGAGCAGAAGAACUAGAUGCCUACUAUGAUCAGCACAAAACCACUAUUGGCCCUCUACAUGGCUUACCUAUCAGUCUCAAAGAUCAAUUUCACGUUCGUGGUAUUGAUACCUCCAUGGCAUUCAUUGGAUGGCUUGACACAUAUGAAGGCAGCAAAGACCCUAGAUUAGUACAUCAAGUUGACAGUCAGAUUGUAUCUGAACUUUUACGAUUGGGCGCUGUCCUUUACUGCAAGACGAGUCUAGUACAGACACUUCUAAGCCAUGCUUACAUGAGAUCAAAGUAUGGGGAGACAAUAAACAACCUGAUUGGAACUACCCUCAAUCCUGUCAAUCAAAGGCUGUCGUGUGGCGGGUCAUCCGGAGGAGAAGGAGCCCUGUCGGCAUUGGGCGGCAGUCCCUUGGGACUCGGCACAGAUAUUGGUGGCUCUGUGAGAAUUCCAGCGGCCUUCUGUGGUAUAUUCUCGAUCAAGCCGACGCCUGGUCGAUUUUCAUACCGUGAUGUAGCCAAUGUGACACCAGGUCAAACGACGUAUUCUUCAGCGGUAGGCUUCAUGAGCUCAACACUAGACGCCCUACAUCUAAUCAUGAGUUCCGUCUUGUCAAUAUCACCUUGGCUUCGUGACCCAUACGUUAUGCCAAUUCCGUGGCGUGAAAAAGAUGUCACACGGACGCUGUCAAGAGCAGCUGCAAAUGGGAGCUCUGACAAUGAGAUGCCUUUGAAGUUUGGCAUAUAUUGGAACGAUGGCGUCGUUACGCCUCACCCACCAAUACAAAGAGGUCUCCACAUGGUCGCAAAUGCGAUCAAGAAAGCUGGCCAUAGGGCACGUUUUGAAAACAGCCCUUACCUUUGCGACUAUUUUAACCAGAAUGCUAGAUAA